Messenger RNA from Copidosoma floridanum, 567 nucleotides. RefSeq names its product trace amine-associated receptor 2-like. Gene Ontology annotation, biological process: G protein-coupled receptor signaling pathway. The record is from RefSeq and is a predicted model, not a curated record. Gene Ontology annotation, cellular component: membrane. NCBI's taxonomy places the organism in Eukaryota, Metazoa, Arthropoda, Insecta, Hymenoptera, Encyrtidae. Gene Ontology annotation, molecular function: G protein-coupled receptor activity.
AUGUAUGAAUUAGUUUGCAUCAUACUUCUGGUAGUUACAAUAAUAUUUGGCAAUGGAUUGACGAUUAUAGCUGGAAGGUUGAGUCACAAACUGCUCAGUGUCACUUCCAAUCAAUUGAUACUUAGCCUCGCUAUUUCAGAUUUUUUCGUAGGUUUUGCGUUAUUCUACGAUCUGAUCUUUCUUAUUGAACAGUCUCUCAACUACUACAAAUUUUUGUGUUUACUCAGGUAUGUAAUUGUUUGUGGCGCCUGUAUGACAAGUUUCUUCAACAUAUUGGCAGUAGCUAUAAAUCGGUACGUCGCGAUAGCUUACCCACUCAAGUACCCGAAAUACUUAACAAGGAAAAAAACAAAUGCUAUGAUAGGCAUCAAUUGGUGCGCAGCUUUAAUCAUAUCAACUAUACCCUUUUACUGGAACGAAUAUCAGUCAACGCAAGAAUGUAUUUCUAUAAACUUUAUUCCAAGAUGUGAUUCUUCUACCGAUAUUUUUUACUACCUGGCUGAGUAUUCUCGUCUUAUAUUGGAAAACUUGGAGAGCAACGAGGUCACAUGGUUACAAAUGCAAUGA